AUGCAAUGGCGGCGGGAUCAACUGGCAAUUGGGAAAUGUAAUGUUGCAUUAGUGGUUGGUGCAAGGCUUAAUUGGUUGUUGCAUUUUGGGGAACCUCCAAAGUGGGCUAAGGAUGUGAAUUUUGUGUUAAUUGAUAAUCAUCCUUGGGUUGAGGCUAUAGCAAAGAAGGCUAAGCAAAAUGUGUCAAGAAUGGAGGCACAGUGGACGACACCAAUGAAGAUAAUUAGGGAUGUGAUUUUGGAAUUGAGUAGUCCUGCUCCCAUAUUGCCGAGCAGCAGGUUGGAUUGCUGGAACAUGGGGGUUGGUCUGGGAUAUUGCAUUGCUGCGGCAGUGGCUUCACCUCGGCUUGUGGUUGCUGUUGAAGGGGACUCUGGAUUUGGUUCAGUGCCAUGGAAGUUGAGUUGGGAUUUUGUAUUUGCAUCUUCUAGCUAUUUUGGGGAAUCACAAUUAUUUUCAAAGGCUGUAGUUAAGAAGAAACAUUAUGCAGAAUCUAACCAUCUUUCCUCUAAGGGAUAG
This is a messenger RNA of Ilex paraguariensis (yerba mate), 516 nucleotides long. The record is from the annotation of a GenBank genome assembly. NCBI's taxonomy places the organism in Eukaryota, Viridiplantae, Streptophyta, Magnoliopsida, Aquifoliales, Aquifoliaceae.